AUGGCGUACGAGGACGAUCCUUACCGUGAUGAGGACGGAGAGCCUUUGAUGGAUUACGACGAUAUUCAAUCGGACGGAUAUCAAUCCCCUGGAGUUCCUGACGACUUUAUCGACGACGACGUUUCCAGAACUCCCGUCUAUGACGCGGACAAAUCCUCCAAGCCGAGGAAGAGGCUGGUGAAGAAGAGCGACGGCGGUAGAGACAGUUAUGCAGCUCCGCCGGAGCUAGUGGACGAAGACGAGGACGACCAAGGGUACGAUGCGAGGGAAUAUUCGCGGGAUAGGGAAGGCUCGGCGGAAGGGAAGAAGAGGAGGAGAUUGGGAAAGGAGGGGAUAGGGAGCUCUGGCAAGGAGAGGAAGAAGUUGUUCUCCAAAGGGGAGAAGAGGUUUGGGAGUAGCUCUAAAUCUGGAGGAGGGAUGCCGAAGAGGGGAGCUUAUUCUGGGAGGUUAGUUGCUGGAAAGGAUGAUGGUGAGGUCAAGGAAAUGUGGGACACCAUUGCUGGUGGCGAUUCCGAGGAUGAUAAAGAAGGCUUGAGGACUAUGGAUGAUGAUAACUUCAUUGAUGAUACUGGUGUAGAUCCAGCCGAUCGGUAUGGAAGUGAUAAUGAACAACGGUCUCUCGGUGAUGUUCCUCAGGCAGAGGAGGGUGAAGAGGAUGAUGAAGUAAACCAGCUUUUUAAAAUGGGCAAGAAACGGAAGAAGAAUGAGAGAAGCCCUGCAGAGAUUGCAUUGUUAGUGGAGAAUGUCAUGGCGGAGCUUGAAGUCACUGCUGAAGAAGAUGUUAAACUAAAUUUGAGGGGGAAACCUGCUAUUAACAAACUAAAGAAGUUGCCUCUUCUUACUGAUGUUCUCUCUAAGAAGCAGCUUCAGCAAGAAUUCAUAGAUCAUGGAGUUCUGACGCUGCUGAAAAAUUGGCUUGAACCCCUUCCUGAUGGAAGCUUGCCCAACAUAAACAUCCGUGCGGCAGUUCUAAGAAUUCUAACUGAUCUUCCUAUUGAUCUGGAGCAGUAUGAUAGAAGGGAGCAAUUAAAGAAGAGUGGGCUUGGAAAGGUUAUAAUGUUUUUAUCAAAAUCUGAUGAAGAAACCACUUCCAACAGAAAACUGGCCAAGGAUCUGGUUGAUAAAUGGAGUCGACCAAUAUUCAAUAAGAGCACGAGGUUUGAGGACAUGAGAGGUGCUGAAGACGAACGUGCUUACAGAAGGCCACCACCAAGAAGACCAGCGAGCAAUUCUGUUGGGAUGGAAUCUAGAGAUGGUGAUCUUGAUUUGGACAUGGCACGGGGAAGGAAGUCUGGCCAGUCAUCAUCGUCAUCAUCCAGGCAACAACAGCUCACUACCAGGCCAGAAGCAACACCAUUGGAUUUCUUGGUCCGUCCACAGUCCAAGAUAGAUCCUGAAGAAAUUAGAGCACGUGCUAAACAAGCUGUACAAGAUCAACGGAGAAUGAAGAUGAAUAAGAAGUUGCAGCAGCUGAAGGCUCCAAAGAAGAAGAGUUUACAAGCUUCAAAGCUCAGUGUCGAAGGCCGUGGUAUGCUCAAGUACUUGUAA
Molecule: messenger RNA, 1548 nt
Organism: Linum trigynum
Lineage: Eukaryota; Viridiplantae; Streptophyta; Magnoliopsida; Malpighiales; Linaceae
Source: the annotation of a GenBank genome assembly